Molecule: messenger RNA, 2693 nt
Organism: Dalotia coriaria
Lineage: Eukaryota; Metazoa; Arthropoda; Insecta; Coleoptera; Staphylinidae
Exons: 5
Coding region: 269-1123 (284 amino acids)
Biological process (GO): establishment of protein localization to organelle
Cellular component (GO): late endosome membrane; lysosomal membrane; plasma membrane
Source: RefSeq, a predicted model, not a curated record
UGCGCAAACGUCCAAAUAUUGACGAAGGGUGAACGCGCCGCUGCGUAGGCAAAGCGCGCACGGCGCAUGUUGGCUGACGGCGCGUCGCGACGCUUGAAGUACCCGCAGCACACGAGAGCACACGUCGAAAAAUAACAAAAGUCGCAUGAAGUGAAACACCAUCGCACGACCCAUCCGGCUUCUGCGCGACGUACCACAUAUCCCGAUAUAAUAUUAGGUUGUUAAAUCGAGCAAUAUUACAUUUAAGCUGUUACUAAACAUCGUCACAAUGUAUAAGGAAACUUUAGUUGGGUAUUUGCAAUGCUUAGUGAUAUGUUCGAUAGUUUCGUACGCAUCCAGCCUAACUCUCGCAAAUCAAGUAACGUCGAAGCCACGACACACCAAAUACAGCUCGUCGACGGCAAUUCCAGGCAGCGGGUCCUUGGUGACGCCAGCGAAUCAACCCGUGACUCCCGCACCCACCGACGUCUCGUAUUACAGAGUCAGGGAUAGUAAAGGGAUUACAUGUAUCUUGUUAAAAACCGAUGCUCUCAUCGAGGUAAACUUUAAAUCACACAUAGGCGAAGAACAAGGCGACACAUACAUCCCGGAAAAAGCAACAGUGGAAGGCAGCUGUACGGACGAAGAUGAAGCGACGAUGCGCAUUUUGUGGCCUGGUUAUUCCUUGCAGUUCGACUUUGCGAAGACUCCGGGUGGUGAGCGAUGGUACAUCGAGAAUGUCGUUAUGAUUGUUAGCACCGAUAUUCCAUUUUAUCAUAACAUUCGUAGUCAUGGCAACGUCAUAAGAUUAUACCAUGACAAAAUGUUGCUACCUACACCAGUGGGUAAAUCAUAUGGUUGCGAAGAAACCAUCAUAACUUUAUUGCCAAACAUCGACGACACACCACCAGAAGAUCUCCGCGGUACAGUAUACCUACGCAAACUACAACUGCAAUCGUUCAUGUACAAGGGUAAAAGUUUCGGGCCGAUCUUCGAUUGUAAUUCGGCGAAGCGUUUCCGCGAUGAAACCGCCCCGAUCGCAGUCGGAUCCACACUCGCCAUCGCCGUCCUUGGCACAGUAACCGGAUACGGAAUCUUUCGCUAUCUCAAAAUAAAGAAGGUUCAGUACAACAACAUGGAGUAAUUUCAUCAGCACGAUGAAAUUCACUUCAAUUUGCUUCGACAGUACGAAACAGUUACUCUGAAACGAUGCGACAGUUACCAAACGAAAUGUAAGUGGAUCACUAUUGUUGGUUGAUCGAUCUUUAAAUGGAUAUAUAAAUAUAAUCAAAAGAAUCGAGUUUAGUUAAAUGAGUCGAAUUUAAUUCAUUAUAGUCGGCGUUGUUUUCUCUUCAGAUGUUUCUACUCGUAAUGCGCUCAUUGUUGCAAAAUUAUUGAUUCUUGUAUUUCUAAUGUGAUAUUUGCAUUCGGGUUGGGUUUCAAUUAAAUAUGGUGCAAAACUAGAUGCUAAUAAAACAAUAUUGAAUAUAAUUAGUUACGUAUUGCUAAUACUAGUUACACAAAACGAUGAUAGAGAUUAAACGUAAAUAUUUAACAUACUAUAUUAAUGAAAGUAAGUAUUGAACAUUUAAACGUUUCAAAUUUUUAUAAAGCAGUUACAUACGACGUCAUACUACUAAAUUGCAAUACUGUUGAUCAGUGUUACCAGUUUUCGUUACAAAAAUACUUAAUUUGUGUGCAGGUUGCCUAUUUGACUUUAAUUUACAACAAUUGUAAUAAAUUUGUCUGAAAGUUGAGCUACUGUACAAGUAUUUAUGACUAAUUAUUAUUUGCAAGACGUCUCAGGUUAUUUUAAACUUAAUUUUGAUGAAUACUUCAUUAACCACAAAUAUAAAAUACGAAUCCUAUUGAAAUUAUGUAGUAAUAAGAAAAAACAAUGUUGAUAAUAUGGCAAAUAUAUUAAAUAUACAGCUUUCAUUAGAGAUGUAAAUCAGAUAAACUUUGAAUGCACAUAUCUCCAGCGGCAAACAUUUCUCAUAUGUGAUAACGAUUUUAUAGAUCUGCAUACGUAAAAUAGUAAUAAAAAUUGCAAUUUUAACCGGAACAGAACUGAAUCAAAAUGUUAAUUCUCGGUCACCCGGUUACAUAUCAGUUUUAAGUUAAUAAAAAAUAUAUUAACUGAACCUCAAUGAUGUUUGUUGCUGCAACAUUAUUCUUGUUUACUUAUCGCAUUGUGUGAAAUGAAAAUAUGUGUAAAAAAGAGCGAAACAACAGAUUUAUCGAAACUGAAAAUAAAUUUGCCAUGGUCUGUCUUCCAUUAAAUAAAUGUGUAUUGUAACGUAAAGUAUAAAAAUGUAUAGGAACAAAACAACGUGUGUGGAUAUUUUAAAUAUUACAUUGAACAUAAUUACCAAAUUAUUAAUAGAUAUAGUAUUUACUAACAAACUGAUCUAAUGUAUUUGAUUCGAUUAAAAAUCAUUUCGAGUGUUUUAAAAUGCACAAUUAUAUUUAAUUAAAUAAAAAAAUCAAAAUUCGAUAUUUAUAGUGCGUACAAAUUAUGCACUUUGUUAGAAUUUGUUAAUUUGAUUUAAUGAUAUUUUAUAAAUAAUAUUUUUGUGAAUAUUUUCUUACUUGUUGAUCUGUAUCUUAUCUUGAAGUAAUAUUUUUACAUAAACUUUACUUUUAUUGAGUGACAAGUACAAUUUUAAAACGUGUAUACAGAUAACCGUUAAAUAAAAAUUCGUUUAACGCAA